AUGCUAAGAACAAUGAGAAGUGGUUUCUCAAAUCUUUUACUAUUAUCUGUUAUAUUUACAACUUUAUUACACUCUUUUGAUGCUCAACCUGUCCCAGCUCCAUCUCCGAAUUCGCCUUCACCGGCCCCUACUCCGGCUCCAAUUUUGCCUCCAACUUCGCCCGCACCAGCGCCUGUUCUCAUUCCUAAAUCACCUAUUACGUCGCCUAUAGAAACGCCUGUUCCGAGUCCUGCUUCUCAUUCGCCUUCUCCUUCUAAGAAUGCACCAGAACCGGAACCUCCUGCGGCUGGUCGAGGAGGUCCAUCUGGUCUUAGCGGCGGUCAAAAGGCUGGGAUAGUCAUAGGAACACUAUUGGGAGCAGCGUUGUUAGGUUUCUUUGGAUUGGUUUGCUGGAAGCGUCAAAGUAAUGUCAGAAGAAACCGUUAUAGUAAUGCUGCAAGAAACAUUGAACUUUGA
Vicia faba (fava bean) is the source of this 456-nucleotide messenger RNA. The record is from the annotation of a GenBank genome assembly. Lineage: Eukaryota; Viridiplantae; Streptophyta; Magnoliopsida; Fabales; Fabaceae.